Messenger RNA from Cavia porcellus (domestic guinea pig), 4901 nucleotides. RefSeq names its product tRNA methyltransferase 1 like (gene Trmt1l). Gene Ontology annotation, cellular component: nucleus. Gene Ontology annotation, molecular function: RNA binding; tRNA (guanine(10)-N2)-methyltransferase activity. The record is from RefSeq and is a predicted model, not a curated record. Bases 220 to 2430 code for a protein of 736 amino acids. Gene Ontology annotation, biological process: tRNA N2-guanine methylation. Lineage: Eukaryota; Metazoa; Chordata; Mammalia; Rodentia; Caviidae. The transcript is spliced from 15 exons.
GGAAGACGACGGUUCUCGAAUCGCUGCCUCUGGGUUUCUGUUUUUCUCUUGACAGGAUUUGGUCUUUGGUUCUCCGUUUUUGGUCUGUCGCACGCGUCCCGCCCUCCCUAUUCUCUUCCCCAUUACUUGGAUCCAGCCUUGGGCAUUCACGUCAGCCCUCUUACCCCUCCUUGAACCCCCUCCCGACCCCGGGGCGGUCCUGGCGCGGAGGCGGUAACUAUGGAGAACAUGGCGGAGGAGGAGCUGCUACCCCUGGAGAAGGAGGAGGUGGCUCAGGUCCUGACCCCGGCCCCGGACUCGGCUCGGGUCCCAGCUGCGGCCCCAGAUUCGGCUGUGACUCCGGCCUCGGCUUCAGCCCUAGCCCUUGCCCAGGCUCCGGCCCUGUCCCCGUCUCUAGCCUCUGCCCCUGAGGAGGCUGAAAGCAAGAGACACAUCUCAAUUCAAAGGCAGCUUGCUGAUCUAGAGAAGUUAGUUUUUGAAACUGAAGGAGAUUUUGACUCUACCAGUUCACUGAACUGUGAUAAUCUUGAUACAGGAAAUAAACAGGCUUGUCCAUUAUGUCCUAAGGAAAAAUUCAGAGCUUGUAACACUCAUAAGCUUCGUCGACACCUUCAGAAUUUACACUGGAAAAUCUCAGUUGAAUUUGAAGGUUUUAGGAUGUGCAUUUGCCACUUACCUUGUCGACCAGUAAAACCAAACAUUAUUGGAGAACAGAUAUCCAGUAAAAUGGGCGCCCAUUAUCAUUGUAUCAUUUGUUCAGCAACAAUCACCAGAAGAACUGAUAUGCUAGGACAUGUUAGGCGUCAUGUGAAUAAAGGAGAGACUAAGUCCAGUUAUAUUGUUGCUUCUACUACUAAACCAUCUAAUGAAAUUUUGAAAGAAGCAGAGACAGAUGUACAAGUUUGUCCUAACUAUUCCGUACCUCAGAAAACAGAUUCCUAUUUUAAUCCCAAAAUGAAACUAAAUCGAUUAUUAUUUCCUUCUAGACAACUAAUAUUCUGUACGUUGGCUGCUCUGACUGAGGAACGCAAACCGUUGGAAUGUCUAGAUGCCUUCGGAGCCACUGGUAUAAUGGGAUUGCAGUGGGCUAAACAUCUUGGAAAUGCAGUCAAAGUUACCAUUAAUGACUUGAAUGAAAACUCUGUAACACUGAUUCAGGAAAACUGCCAUUUAAACAAAUUGAAAGUUGUGUUGGAUAGUAAAGAAAUGAAAGAGAGUGAUGAUAAUCUUGAGGAAGGAGAAGAAAAUCUUGGUAAUAUUAAAGUGACCAAAAUGGAUGCCAAUGUACUAAUGCAUUUGAGAUCUUUUGAUUUCAUACACCUAGACCCUUUUGGGACAUCUGUGAACUAUCUAGAUUCUGCAUUCAGAAAUAUAAGAAACCUUGGCAUAGUAUCAGUGACUUCUACAGAUAUCAGUUCCUUAUAUGCCAAAGCACAACAUGUUGCAAGACGUCACUAUGGUUGUAACAUUGUCCGAACUGAAUAUUACAAGGAACUAGCAGCCAGAAUUGUUGUAGCUGCAGUGGCAAGAGCUGCAGCCCGAUGUAACAAAGGCAUAGAAGUACUGUUUGCAGUGGCUCUGGAACAUUUUGUUUUGGUGGUUGUAAGAGCUUUAAGGGGACCUACUUCAGCAGACGAAGCAGCCAAAAAGAUUCAGUACUUAAUCCAUUGUCAGUGGUGUGAAGAAAGAAUUUUUCAGAAGGACGGUAAUAUGGUGGAAGAAAACCCAUAUAGACAGUUGCCAUGUAACUGUCAUGGAAGCAUGCCCGGGAAGACAGCAAUAGAACUUGGACCUCUGUGGUCAAGCUCCCUUUUCAAUACUGGAUUCCUUAAAAGAAUGUUAUAUGAAUCUGUUCACCAUGGGUUGGAUGAUAUUCAGACCCUAAUAAAGACAUUAAUCUUUGAAUCAGAGUGUACUCCUCAGAGUCAAUUUUCAGUUCAUGCACCCUCAAAUUUCAACAAGCAAGAAGAAAAUGGUGUAUCUGUUAAAACUACAGAUGAUACCACAACAGAUUACAUUACCCAAGGAAAGAGAAAAAGUAAUGAAAUGAUUACAAAUUCAGUCAAGAAGCAAAAAACUGAUGUCAUUACUGAACAUCCCCCCUUCUAUUACAACAUCCACAGACACAGCAUUAAAGGAAUGAACAUGCCAAAUAUUUUUUCCUCAUUUUAUUGCAGGUUAAAAAAGUUUCUGUGCUAUCUUUCUCAAGCAGGCUUUCGAGUAAGCCGAACUCAUUUUGACCCAAUGGGUGUUCGUACAGAUGCACCUCUGAUCCAGUUUAAAUCUAUCCUUUUAAAAUAUAGCACCCCGACUUACACUGGAGGACAAUCAGAAGGCCAUGUCCAGUCAGCAUCAGAGGACACAGUAGCCAAUAGGGUUGAAAUGUCAGUGAAUGACAAAAGUGAAGCAAGUAGCUGCAGAAGAUGGUAAAUAGAAGGAAGAAUUUAUUCUCAGGUGUCUGUAUAGGUGGCUCAGCAGUUCUCUAUACCAACUCUAGUUCUUUUUCUAUUCUUUCAGGUCAGUAGUAUGAAAAUAAAAAACAGUGCCGCUUUCAUUCAAAAAAUUAGCAGUUUCUAACUUAGCUGGUUUGGGAGCUUUUCAGGUUUUUCUUAUUUUAAAGAAAACUUAAAAUUUUAAUGAAAGCAUUUCAUAUGAAGUCAGGGUUCCACUGAGAUCACCCUAUUGAGUAAUUAAGUUUUCACAUGCUUAGUGUUCACAAUUCAUGUACAUUAUGAAAGCCAUCCUUUCCUAUUCUUUCUUUCCUCUUUUCCCUUCUGUAGUGCUGGGACCUUACACAUUGCUAGGCAGGCACUUACCCUGAGCUACAUCCCCAGUCUUUUUGAAGGCAAGGUCUUGCUGUAUCACCCAAGCUGGCCUGAAAUCCUGAGCUUAAUCAAUCCUACCUCAGCAUUCUAAGUAGCUGGGACUACAGACGUGUGCCACCAUGCUCAUAUUAUGCUUUACUGUCAAUCAUGUUUCUACCUGAACUGAUCCAUGAUACUUAUGUUUUUCUGUGGUUAAUAUACAUAUGAAACCGAAACCUUUUACAUACCAAAUGAUCCUGAAUAGAAAGAACAUUCUUUCAGGUCAUUCAUGUAUUUCACAAACAAGGCCAACAUAUUUUCCCAUUUUUAAGAAAUUAUAUUCCACACACCGAUCUUUUAAUUUAUUACUAACUUUCAAGAAAUUGAAUACUUGCCUGAGACAUUUUUUACAAGUAUAUAAUCUAGAUGACCAAACUUCAGUUUAAGAUUUUUGUCAAAAUAUACUAAGACCAUUGUUCUAAUAUAAUUGUUCACAUACUGAAAUCUCAAAGAGGGAUAUUAUGAAUUAAACAGGUUGGGUGAUCUCAGGUGCCUCAGUUAAUGCAUGUCCAGUAUUCUUUUGAUUAAUUGUGCUACCAAUCAGAAGUAAAAAUUGUCAUCUUACAAGGUGAAGAUUUUUUUUGUUUUAGAAUUAUUUUCCUUUGGUUGGUUUUUCUAGUUUUGUUGUGUGUAUAUUUGUGUAAACUUUUUUGUAAUAGCUGCCUACACUAACAUAAUUAUAAAAAUCAGUUGGAAAAAAUCUUGCUUGUAUUAUCAUUCUUGCUUUAUCUGAAUGUAAAAUUUUAGGUGGAAAGAUUUGGUAUAAAGUUUAGGUUUUUGUUUCAAUGAUUUAAUCCAUAUUUACCUGCAUUUCUCAAGGAAAGUAACUUUUUACAGCCAUUAAGCUAGAGGAGGGUAGUACAUACAUAACUGAAAGGUUCGGAACACUGCAUAAGAAAAAGCUCCCGUGAUACACAAUCUGAAUGAUGGGGAGGGUGGAGUUAGAUAAAUAGUUAAAUGGCAGAAAUAAAGGAAGAUCUCUGUUAUUACAGCAUGUUCCCCAGAGGAUAUUUUUUCUUCAUUCUCCAGUUACAUUCAGUAAAAUAAAGGAAUAAGUUAGUUUCUCUAUUAAAAAAUCAUCUACUCCAAUUGUUGCCCUCUACAGAUGAGCACAAAAAGAAAUAAAUGUUAUGUAUAAGUCAAAAGCAGAAUUACUGUAACUACAGGAAACAAACAUGCUUGGAUUAUCUCAUUGAAGUACAUACUGUUAAAUUGAAGACAAGCAUCAAAUUUUGGUAAAUGUCCUUUGUUUUGUUUUGUGUUUUUUUUUUUUUUUUUUGUCUUUUUCAUUUUUAUCGGUACCAGGGAUCGAACUCAUGACUGCCUGCUUACAAGGCAGGCACUUGUGCUGCUGAGCUAAAUCCCCAGCCCCAGUAAAUGUCUAUCAACAUGAUAUAUUGGUCAAUCUGAGAUGACAUUUAUGCAAAGCCUAAUUUCAUACAGUAAUCUGUAAUCUCUAAAGUAUAUAGGUAGUAUAUUAAUUUCACAUAUAAAGGCAGAUUUCCCCAACAAAAAAUUGGAGGUAGUUUAAAACUCUGUGAUAAAGUUCAACCUGAAGGAAGUACUUUCAGUUUAAAAUUUUCAUUUAAAUCAGGAGUGGUGAUGCAUGCCUGUAAUCCCAGCACUUGGGAGGCUGAGGCAGGAGAAUUGUUGUAAGUUCGAGACCAGCCUGAACUGCAUAGGAAGACCCUGUCUCAAAAAGACCAAAAAAGUAACAAUUUUUUUUUUCAUCUAGUUGCACAUUAGCAUCUUGUUCCCCUAACAGCAGUUGUAAUUUGGGACAAUGCCAACGUUGAUCACAUUGUAAAGUGACAGCACUUGUGUUCCUUAAAAUGUAAGAAACUACCGGGAGCGGGGGACCACCAGGUUGCCUAAGAAGGGGUGAACAGGCCCAGGUCGGAAACGGAGCAGGUCAAAACUCCCGUGCUGAUCAGUAGUGGGAUCGCGCCUGUGAAUAGCCACUGCACUCCAGCCUGGGCAAUAUAGUGAGACCCUGUCUCUUAAAAAAAAAAAAUAAAAAUAAAAUGUAAGAAACUA